Molecule: messenger RNA, 699 nt
Organism: Harpegnathos saltator (Jerdon's jumping ant)
Lineage: Eukaryota; Metazoa; Arthropoda; Insecta; Hymenoptera; Formicidae
Product: 60S ribosomal protein L36
Exons: 4
Coding region: 186-530 (114 amino acids)
Biological process (GO): translation
Cellular component (GO): ribosome
Molecular function (GO): structural constituent of ribosome
Source: RefSeq, a predicted model, not a curated record
AUACUCGGUGCAGUAGGUGCAGCUGCAACGUGCAGGUGUUACAUCACCGUUGGUGACAAUUUGCAAAACAGUCACGUGAUGGUUGUGCAGGUAGAACGGGUUUAGGAAGACGCUGUGUGAUCGACUUGUUCCCUUCAGCAAGAAACGAUUUUUAUUGACUUCGAAGUGUACUUCCUUCGUAAAGGAUGGCACCGAGAUACGAAUUGGCUGUUGGUCUCAAUAAGGGUCACAAAACAACAAAAAUUCGAGUAGCCAAAACUAAGGCCGAGAAAGAGAAGACUGUCUGUCAUCGACCGUCCAGACUAAAAGGGAAACAAACCAAACAUGGCAAGUUUGUAAGGGACUUGAUUCGAGAAGUUACAGGACAUGCUCCAUAUGAGAAGCGCGCGAUGGAAUUACUGAAGGUCUCCAAAGACAAGCGUGCAUUGAAAUUUUUGAAGAGAAGGCUGGGCACACAUAUUCGUGCUAAAAGGAAGCGAGAAGAGCUUGGAAACAUCCUGGUACAGAUGAGGAAAGCUGCUCAUCAUUAAUAGCUUUCUUGUUCCCAAAUUUCUAAAUUCCAUUAUUUAAAAAAGUCAAUAUCUCAAUUUAAAAUCUAUUAACUUGGGAACCGUUAUAGCUGGCUAUUGCUUUCACUGUUAUCUUGAUUGAAAUGUAUCUUAAAUUAAAAUAAAUUUGAAUAUUUUGCAGUAACCACUA